UUUUUUUGUAAAGUCUGUUUGGUACAUUAUUUCCCUGUGUCAUGCACUUUGUCAGUAUCACAAAAGACUAUUCCAGCAGAAAGCCCCACUGUGUUAAGGGCACUGCUUCUACGGAGCAUAGUUGAGCAACAUGAAUUCUCUUCAACUUUUCAAAGUCCUGGAAAGUUUUGAUAAGCAAAUACUGUCCAGGCUCUGCUUCUCCAUUGGUUGUUUCUUCACCGCCAGAUUUUGACACAAAUAAUCUGAUUGAAAAAUCAGGGAGGGGAACAGGGGCAAAAAACAGAAAGAAAAAAGGAGAAGUAUCUAUUUCAGAAGACAGCUACCAAGUGAAAAAGUGGAAGAAAGAGCCACAGAAAGAGAAAGAGAAGACCUCUUGCUGGGGGGUUUGUCUGGGGAGAUUUCAAGGCAGAGCUUGAUUCCUGCAAACCACAGUCCCCAAAACAGUGUUUCUGCCCAGGAAGUGCCUGGAAAAUGCCACGUUCUUUUUUGGUGAAGAGUAAGAAGGCCCAUACCUACCACCAGCACCACUCUGUGGAAGAGAACCUGCCUGUUUCCACAUGGGAUCCCAUACCAUCACUCUGCCUUGCCCCAUGUGACAAGUCGUCAGAAGAAGUCAGGCCCUUCAGCGCAGAGUUCAAAAGCGAGUACCCAGAAUGCCUUGUUCCAAAACAAGAAAAGGACCAUGCUGGACUGAAGGAAGAAGGUGCGCCUGCCCUGUAUCUGAACAGGACAUUGUCAGGGCCUCCAGCUCAAGGCAGCAUUUCCCUCUGCACUUCUGGGAUAGACGUGUUUCAUGUCCGACAGCACGGCCAUAAAUUUCAGACUGAGACUAGAAACGUGUCAAACCCUCCUAACCAGACAUCCGUCCCAGCUCUGCAAGUUAAGGGCUGCAGCAAUUCCACAAGCACCCCCACCUUCUACAAGCCCAGUUUCUCUUGGGACGCCUUCCAUUCUCCAUACAGCUACAGGCAGAUGUCUUCCAGCAUGCAGUCAGCCCUCCUGGAGCGCUCAGUUAGUCUGUAUGGCAGCCACCUCCUGCCAGGCUCUGAGCCGCCUAUUGAUUACAGCAUGCGUUACUCACCGGACAUGGAGACGUACCACUGUGUGAAGUGCAACAAGGUAUUCUCCACCCCACAUGGGCUGGAGGUCCAUGUCCGAAGAUCUCACAGUGGGACGCGGCCCUUUGCUUGUGAUGUGUGCGGCAAAACCUUUGGCCAUGCUGUGAGCCUGGAGCAGCACACGAACGUCCACUCCCAGGAGAGAAGCUUUGAGUGUAAGAUGUGUGGAAAGACUUUUAAGCGCUCGUCCACAUUGUCCACCCACCUCCUGAUCCAUUCAGACACGCGGCCCUACCCCUGCCAGUACUGCGGCAAGCGCUUCCACCAGAAAUCAGACAUGAAGAAACACACCUACAUUCAUACCGGGGAGAAGCCCCACAAGUGCCAAGUGUGCGGCAAAGCCUUCAGCCAGAGCUCCAAUCUCAUCACCCACAGCCGCAAGCACACCGGCUUCAAGCCCUUCAGCUGUGAACUCUGCGCCAAGGGCUUCCAGCGCAAGGUGGACCUGCGGCGGCACAGAGAGACCCAGCACAGCUUGAAGUGAGAGCACACCCCCAGCUCUGUCCUGGAGCCCCCACUCCCAGCCACAUGGAAUCCCACCAGUAUUCUGGCCUCGUUUCUCCCUCUGCUUGGCUUGGGGCACCCACUUUGUUAAAUGCUUAUCUCUGCCCGGAUUCCCUGUGGGACUGGCACAGCAACGUCAUCUUCCCUGCAUCCGACGAAGUGGGCAUUCACCCACGAAAGCUUAUGCUCCAAUACAUCUGUUAGUCUUAAAGGUGCCACAGGACUCUCUCUUGCUUUUUACAGAUCCAGACUAACACGGCUACCCCUCUGAUACUAUCUUCCCUGGUGUUACCCCACAUCCCCCUGUGUGUGACCAAGAAUGGCACUGCCGGGAUCACUCACUGUCUGGUUUUAUCACAGGCAUUGGGCCAGGCUCUGAUCUCAGUUACUCCAGUGUAAAUCCCCUGGAGUCGUCAUUACUCUGGAUUUACAAUGAGUGCAGGAUCGGGCUCAUCUCAUCCCCUGGCGACACAGAGGGACUCCUGGGUUGAUGACACCAACUGACUAGCGAUCUGUGCCAGGCUCCCUAAUCACGCUCUACUUCGAUGGUUAGGAAGAUAAGGCCUGGGCAUGCAAAUAAUUUGCAUUCAAUGAGCUCCGCUCAGCUAAGACAGGGUUCCCAUAGAGGGCAUAAAUUUGGGGCACAUACACCUAGACUCACAUUCUUUCAACAGGAGUCUUUUUGUUAUCAGGUGAAAAAUAUGUAGCACUGCACGUUUAUCUUACAAUAGAGUUGGAGGGCAGGGCAGUAAAAAAUCAGACCCUACAUGCCCAUAUUAGUACCACCUGGCUACCUACGUGGACUUCUGAGCUACGUGGUAUUCAGGACCACGGGGAAUUUUGUUUCCCUGUCACUCUUAUAAAAGAAGAAGCUGAUCUAUCCAUCUUGCACCCAUCACAUUAGUAUGUGAGUACCCUACAAGUAGUAGCAAGGCAAAGUAGCAAUACACCUCUACUCCGAUAUAACGUGACCUGAUAUAACAUGAAUUCGGAUAUAACACGGUAAAGCAGUGCUCUGGGGGGGGGGGGCGGGGCUGCACACUCCAGCAGAUCAAAGCAAGUUCGAUAUAACGCGGUUUCACCUAUAACACAGUAAGAUUUGUUGGCUCCCGAGGACAGCAUUAUAUCGGGGUAGAGGUGUAUUUCCUUCUCUCUCUGGUCAAGCGGUUAAAGCACAGGGCUGAGAACAAGAGCCAUGGGUUCUCUCCUUGGUGCUGCUACAUCCUGACUAUGUGACCUUAGGCAGGGCACUUCCCCUCCCUCUGACUCAGUUUCCCCAUCUGUAAAAUGGAGAUGAUACUUCACCUCACUGGGGUGUCAUAAAGAUUAAUGUACCAGGUUUGUCAAGUGCUUCGAGAUCCUCAGCUGGAAGACACUAGAGAAGGGCAAAGUGCUAUGUUAGGGAGAGAAGUGCCUUUAAAUGAGAGGGGCAAUGAAGCCCCAACCAAGUCAGCCUCGGACACUGUGUCCAACAGUGACAUCACUGUGUUUAGCCUGUCGCUGGGAUGCAGCAUCGGUUCCUUUGUCCCUCUCUUUACCCCAGCACUGAUGAAUGAAACAAAAGCCCUGCAGUGACUCUCCUACAGAUAGGAAAGACAUGAUGCAAGUGGAGAAUUCAUUUACUGCCAGGAGGAAAAGGGCCAAAUCCUGCUCUCAGUUACCCCAGUGUAAAUCCAAAUGGCUCUGGCCCAGGAUGUGAAGCAUAAAUGCCUCCGUGUUUGUGCUGGCUCUAGGCUACUUUCCACUAACAUGCAAUCUAGUGACUCAAAACACUCUCCCCUCCUUUGCGUGUACAUUUACAUAUGUAUUUAUACUUAUUGUAAUGUAUAUUUUUACUGUAAUAAACCAGACUGUAACAA
Molecule: messenger RNA, 3481 nt
Organism: Chrysemys picta bellii (western painted turtle)
Lineage: Eukaryota; Metazoa; Chordata; Testudines; Emydidae
Gene: GFI1B
Product: growth factor independent 1B transcriptional repressor
Biological process (GO): regulation of transcription by RNA polymerase II
Molecular function (GO): DNA-binding transcription factor activity, RNA polymerase II-specific; RNA polymerase II cis-regulatory region sequence-specific DNA binding
Source: RefSeq, a predicted model, not a curated record